Molecule: messenger RNA, 2454 nt
Organism: Gongylonema pulchrum
Lineage: Eukaryota; Metazoa; Nematoda; Chromadorea; Rhabditida; Gongylonematidae
Source: the annotation of a GenBank genome assembly
UUUGCGUAUCACUGUGUCAGGAUGGUGCGUGUUAUUAUCAAAGGUGGUGUAUGGCGUAACACUGAGGAUGAAAUCCUCAAAGCAGCGAUCAUGAAAUAUGGCAAGAACCAAUGGAGUCGCAUUGCUUCUCUGCUUCAUCGAAAAUCAGCAAAACAAUGCAAAGCUCGAUGGUACGAGUGGCUGGAUCCUGGGAUCAAAAAGACUGAGUGGUCGCGUACGGAGGAUGAAAAAUUGCUUCAUCUUGCCAAACUGAUGCCCACUCAGUGGCGUACCAUUGCACCAAUUGUUGGACGAACAGCAGCUCAGUGCUUGGAGCGCUACGAGCAUCUGCUGGACGAGGCUCAAAAGAAAGCGGAGCAGAUUGAGGAGACUGAAGAUCUGAACGAUGCCCGAAAACUGCGACCCGGUGAAAUAGAUCCCACUCCGGAAACAAAGCCAGCUCGACCAGAUCCCAUCGACAUGGACGAAGAUGAGCUCGAAAUGCUUUCAGAAGCACGUGCAAGGCUAGCUAAUACACAAGGCAAAAAGGCGAAACGAAAGGCCCGCGAAAAGCAGCUUUCGGAAGCACGCCGGCUUGCCUCGUUACAAAAACGACGUGAACUGCGUGCUGCUGGCAUUCAGUGGGGACAGCACAAAUUCCAGCGCAGACAUCCAACCCAUAUCGAUUACAACGCUGAGACUCGUGGUGAGAUUGAAGGCACUCGACGUGACGAUAUUGAAAACGAGGAGCGUAAAAAGGAUCGGGAAAAGCUGAAAAAACGAAGAGCCGAAGGUAAUCCAGAGUCAAUUUUUGAGCAAAAAGCGGAGAAAAAACGUUCGAAGCUGAUUUUACCAACACCGCAAAUCUCGGAUAAGGAAAUGGAAGAAAUCAUCAAAAUCGGCAAAGCAACGGAUACAGUUCGUGAAUUCAUCGACAGUAAUCCCACCAGCACACUCCUUCAUGAUUAUCAGUCAUCGAUACGGGAAAGUGGGGCAAGAACAAUGCGCACACCUUCGGUGUAUGCCGAUGCUCUUCAAAAGGAAGCUGAAAAUCUGCUGGUGUUACAAAAUGCGCCAACUCCACUAAAAGGAGGCAUCAAUACGCCAUUGCACGAUUUAAAUCUGCGCUCCGCUCUACCGCAAAAUCGAACGCCGGGAGCAUCGGAACCACCCACUCCAGGGACGCCAUUUAGAGACCAGCUCAGCAUCAACACUCCACAACAGCAAUACGAGUCACGGCGUGAAUUGAAACAAGCACUGAGUUCGCUGCCUACGCCACGUAAUGAAUUUGUGGUUGUUUUGCCGGAAGAUGAAAAUGAAACAUCGCAAGAGGAGACAACUGAAUGGAUUGAAGAUGCCAGUGAAGAAGCUGAAAAUCUACUGGUGUUACAAAAUGCGCCAACGCCACUAAAAGGAGGCAUCAAUACGCCAUUGCACGAUUUAAAUCUACGCUCCGCUUUACCGCAAAAUCGAACGCCGGGAGCAUCGGAACCACCCACUCCAGGGACGCCAUUUAGAGACCAGCUCAGCAUCAACACUCCACAACAGCAAUACGAGUCACGGCGUGAAUUGAAACAAGCACUGAGUUCGCUGCCUACGCCACGUAAUGAAUUUGUGGUUGUUUUGCCGGAAGAUGAAAAUGAAACAUCGCAAGAGGAGACAACUGAAUGGAUUGAAGAUGCUAGUGAAGUGGAUGCGCGUAAUGCACAGGCGCGUGAGAUGGCACGAUUGCAGAAACUCAAAAAGGAAUCCCAGGUUGUGCAACGCGCUCUGCCAAAACCGACCAAAAUCAACGAACAAGGCUUCAAAUCAGCUGCAAGCAAAACCGAUUUCAGCAGGGCGGAUGAUUUGAUUAAAGCUGAGAUGCUGAAUAUUUUGAGACACGAUGUUGACGGACAGCACCUGGAGGAUCUUUCUUUGGAAGAAUUGCAAGCAGCCAAAAAGAUCAUCGAAAAUGAACUGAGGCCGGAGGAGCAACUUACGCUGAACGCAAAUUUUUGGGGCAUAAUUGAGCAGUGCUCGUCAGAACUCAUUUUGGCACAAAAUAAAUUCACGCGUCUGGGCGUGCUGCCGAAAAAAGAUCAGAUUGAUGCACUUUCAGCCAAAUUCCAGCUCUAUCGAGAUUGGAUGAACACCCGAGCAAAGAAAACCGCGAAAAUGGAAAAAAAGCUUAAAGUCAAAUUAGCCGGUUAUCAGAGCAUUGGCCAGCAUAUUGCAAAAUUGAUUGAAGAAACACGAGCCGAAUUGGAGGCUUGUAAGCGUGAAAAAGCAACUUUUGAAUUGCUGGAGAAAAAUGAGGAAAAAGCUGUCAGAAAACGACUCAACAAAUUGAUCGAGGAAGUCUCGCUGCAGGAAAAACGUGAGAGCGAGCUGCAGAAGCGUUACGAUGCGCUGAUGCAAGAAAAAUGGAACAUUGGACAGGCUUUGGUCCGAAUGGAUGCGACAAUCAUUGCGCAACCUGUCGGGUACGUGUAA